Molecule: messenger RNA, 477 nt
Organism: Fusarium redolens
Lineage: Eukaryota; Fungi; Ascomycota; Sordariomycetes; Hypocreales; Nectriaceae
Product: Conidiation protein 6-domain-containing protein
Exons: 3
Coding region: 102-356 (84 amino acids)
Cellular component (GO): cytoplasm
Source: RefSeq, a predicted model, not a curated record
CCAACUCAUCACUGCCCAUCAUCAACACAUCGACAACCCUCAAGCAACAGCUAUCACAACAACUUCCUUCUUUACCAAGAUCACCAUACACUACCUUCAAAAUGACCGAUGCUCAGGUUGCCGGUGGCCACAAGGCUACUAUCAACAACCCCAACACCUCUGAGGAGGCCAAGGAGCACUCCCGCCAGGUUCUCGAGAACGAGUUCAACGAUGGUGAGGUUACUGGUGCUGAGGACAACAAGGACAAGAACCCUGGCAAUGUUGCUGGUGGUCUCAAGGCUACUCUGAACAACCCCAAUGUCUCCGACGAGGCCAAGCAGAAUGCCCAGGAGCGUCUUGACAAGGAGGGCUUCUAAACACUUUGAUGCUGCCCAUGUCUAGCAAGCGACCUUAACCCACGAAUGUUUGGAAGGCCCUGGCAUUUACCAAGGGCAUAACUUAAUCAUGGACAAUUGAUACUGUCAACAAAUUGUACUG